ACCAGAGUGGGUUGGGGCCUCCUUGCAGGGCUGGAGUUGGCCCAGGGAGAGGGCAGUGUCCCAAUCUUAGAGAUCUCUCCUGGCUUCUCGGGGUGACGGGGUUUGGAGGAGCUUCCUGAGGGACACUUGUAGCUGCCUAGAUAGAAUUGGGGGAUCCCAGCAGGAUGGUUUCUGUUCCAAUCCCACCAUGUCCUAGGACAGCUGCAAGGGUUCCUGGGGCUUCAGCCUGAGAGAAGUCCCUGUGGUUUGACCUGGCAUCCUUCUGCCGGGCUCCCUGCUGUGGCCUGGUCUGCGGUCCUGAUGCCCUCCUUCCACAGUAGGUGUCAGGCAGGGGGUGGAGAGUAGGGGGAUUCGCCUGAAAUCUUCCCUCAGUCACUUCCCCCACCUGCUCUCCGGGCAGGCAGAGGCCUUCACAGACAUGGGGGCCUCCCCACAAAAUGUUCCAUCCAGAGCCAGCCCUUCUGCCUGUGGGCCCCACAGCCUGGGCCUGAUGGGCUUUUGCCACACAAGACGGUGUGAGUGAGAGGGCUCUGGGCUUCAAGACUCCCCAGGAAUGUGGCAGGCCCUAGGUGGCGGGACAGUGUUGUUCCUGAGCCAGGCUGAGGCUGCUCCCCGAGCUGGGGUGAGUACCCCUGGGGUACCCCUCAGACCCUCCCAGGGACUGCAUGGGGACAUCGCAGGAAGUGCCAGCUGCCAAUCAGGAGCCACGCCCUAUGUCCAGCUCAGGGACGGCCUGCCCAGAGGCUGCAUCCACCCUCAUCACCCUCCGCAGCCCAGCACACUGCCCCAGCCAGGCCCUGAUGUGGCCUUGCCAGGACCCAGCCCCAUCUAGUUCCCAGCUCUGCACUGUGCUGGGAAGAGCGUGGUUGCAGGUGGUCAGGCCUGCCUUCCUUGGCUGGUGGUCAUCCUCCUCCUCCCAGAAACCCUCAGCACUGGUCUAGGUAGCUCAGCAGUUCCUCCAGGGCUGGGGGCUCAAGGAAGAGACGAAGAAGGGUUGCUGCAGAGGUCCCCAAGGAGGGUGAGGAAGGCAGUGCCGGGAGGAAGAUGACAGGGAGGGAAGGGAGAGAGCAAGAGCACCCUGGACCCUGGACGGGUGUGAACAGUGGGGCUUGUAAGGUCUCAGGGGAAGCCUGAAGGGGAUCUCCAGAAAGCUGGGUUUCUCUAAGAAACAGACAAAGGGGGAGCUCUGAGGGACCCCCUGCCAGGGCCACUUGCCUAUCACACAGUGGAGGAAGAGUCCCCCGGCCUGAACCUGUCUUCCAUAAGCUUAGGAGACUACAGCCCAGCCUGGUCCCUGUGGGACUUGGAGCCAAACAUCUUGGGAUCCAGAAAGUAUCCCGACAUCCAGCCUGCUCCGUGCUGCCCGGCCUCAAGUGUCAGAGCCAGCAGCAGCGACAAAGGGGGCCCUGAGAGUGUGUGGUGCACUGUGCUGUGAUGCAUGGUUGAGCCUGAGACCCAGAGACCAGAGUGCUGUUGGCUCAGUGUGCAUGGAAAUUGAGGCCUGAGGGAGCUGAUGUGCUCCAGGGGAAGAGCUGAGUCAGCCCAGCAGCAGCACCUGCUUCCCCUCCGGUGGCCCCAGGCGCCCAGGACACGCCCCAGCACCCAUGGCCCAAAGUAAGGUUUCAGCUUUGAAUGGACCUGGAUUUGAAUCCUGGGGGUCCCUCCCUGGCCGUGUAGUGCCUGUGUGGCUCACACUGAGCAUCAGGUACGUGAGAAGAGUGAGGAGGCCUACAAGGAUGUGAAGAUUGUAAACCAGGAGGCUCCCAAGGCCUGAGCAACUCUUCCCAGAUGGUCUUAUCUUACAACAAGUCAGGAGCUGGAGGGGCCACCUCACCCUGGAGAGGGUUGGCAGAGUCUCCUACGGAGGGAGCCCUGUAGGCCACCAAAGCUUCCCGCUCCAGCGACCACCCCAGGCAAAGGCCAGCAGAAACCCGUUAGAGAUGGGCCCAGGACUGUGUGCGGGGUGCCCACUGUUGCUCUGAGCCUUCACUUCCUUCUGUGUCCAAGGAAGCUUCUGGAUCAGCCAAGGGCUCAGGUGGCCCCUCCACAGGGCCCCUCUCCUGCCUGGACGGCUCUGCUGGUCUCCCCAUCCCCUGGAGGAGAGCAAGGCCAUGGGCUGGCCCCUGCUGCUGCCCCUGCUGUUGCCACCAGCAUUUCUGCAGCCUGGUGGCUCCGCGGGAUCCGGUCCAAGCGGCCCUUUUGGGGUCACUCAACCAAAACACCUCUCAGCCCCUAUGGGUGGCUCCGUGGAAAUUCCCUUCUCCUUCUAUCACCCCUGGGAGUUAGCCACAGCUCCCAACAUGAAAAUAUCCUGGAGACGAGGCCACUACCACGGGCAGUUCUUCUACAGAACAAGGCCAGCUUUCAUUCACGAGGAUUACUCGAACCGGCUCUUUCUGAACUGGACAGAGGGUCAGGACCACGGGCUCCUCAGGAUCUCGAACCUGCGGAAGGAGGACCAGUCUGUGUAUUUCUGCCGAGUCCAGCUGGACACACGGAGAUCAGGGAGGCAGCAGUGGCAGUCCAUUGAGGGGACCAAACUCACCAUCACCCAGGCUGUCAUGACCACCACCACCUGGAGGGCCAGCAGCCCGACUACCACCUGGAGGCCCAGCAGUGCAACCACCACAGCUGGACUCAGGGUCACAGAAGGCAAAGGGCACUCAGAAUCAUGGCACCUAAGUCUGGACACUGCUGUCAGUGUAGCAUUGGCUGUUGCUGUGCUCAAAACUGUCACUUUGGGACUGCUGUGCCUCCUCAGGUGGAGAAGAAGGAAAGGUGACAGGAUCUCAUAUGUAGAAAAUCCUAAGUAUUGCACAAAAAUACCUGUUGAACGAAUGAAUUCAGCAAAGUUCCAGGAAACCAAUUUAACAUACAAGCAAAAAGGUCAGCAGCAGACUAAAGCCACAACUCCAGCCAGGGUGUGGGGAGAAGGGAUGUGUAUUAGCCCCGGAGGACGUGCUGUGAGACCCACUUGUGAGUACUCUACACUGGUUCCCCAUUGGCAAGAUACAUGGAGAGCAUCCUGAGGACCUAAAAAAGGCAGAGCCGCAAGGCAGAAGGAGCCUGGGUCCCUGAAUCACCAACUGGAGGAGAGAUACCUACAAGAGCCUUCAUCCAGGAGCAUCUACUCUGCAGUGACACAGAAAUUGAGGUCUGAACUCCACUGAAUUAAACCACUGGCAUUCGGGGGCUGUUCAUUAUAGCAGUGCUACGAGUUCCUUUAUCUUCCCCAAGGAUGGAAAAAAAAAGCAAUUUAUUUUGCUUACCGUACACCCCUUUUCUCCUCGUCCACAUUUUCCAAUCUGGAAGACACGGUGGCUGUCUUCUCCUAUGGCAGGGGUUUUGGGGAAUAAACAGUGUGAAACGCUGC
This is a messenger RNA of Rhinopithecus roxellana (golden snub-nosed monkey), 3373 nucleotides long. RefSeq names its product paired immunoglobin like type 2 receptor beta (gene PILRB). Gene Ontology annotation, molecular function: MHC class I protein binding. The record is from RefSeq and is a predicted model, not a curated record. Lineage: Eukaryota; Metazoa; Chordata; Mammalia; Primates; Cercopithecidae. The transcript is spliced from 8 exons. The coding region runs from base 2112 to 3029 and encodes 305 amino acids.